Molecule: messenger RNA, 819 nt
Organism: Eruca vesicaria subsp. sativa (arugula)
Lineage: Eukaryota; Viridiplantae; Streptophyta; Magnoliopsida; Brassicales; Brassicaceae
Source: the annotation of a GenBank genome assembly
AUGGCGUCUCUCUCCAUGGCUUCCGUUAACCUCAGGUUCUCUCCUUUACGCUCUUCUCCAAAGGUCUCCUCCACUCAUGCUUCCGUUCAAUUCGCUCGGUUCAAUUCCUCGAGUCUCGCCUCAACUCACUGCAUUUCUGGGCUUCGAGCUGUUUUCCCUCAGAAAAUUUCAACUGUCGUCUCUCAGAAUACUCAAAAGCUUCAGACUUUUACCGUUUUCGCUCAUAAGGGAUACAAGAUGAAGACCCACAAGGCCUCAGCGAAGCGGUUCAGGGUGACGGGUAGGGGGAAGAUAGUGAGGAGGAGAUCCGGGAAGCAGCACUUGUUAGCUAAGAAGAACAACAAAAGGAAGCUCCGUCUUUCCAAAAUGCAUGAAGUGAGCCGGAGUGACUAUGACAAUGUGAUCGGCGCUCUUCCCUACCUGAAAGUCAACCGAAAGGCGACUUAAGCAGAGCCGCCUUGAUCCUUUUCUUACCUGUAUUUCUCAUUUUGUAAUCUAAAUUGUGAUAAUACCCUUUUGUUUUGUGAAUUUUUGGGUCAAUGAGUUGAUUCUUCUUCUACCUACUUGUGUUUUGUCUCGCAUGUCCACAAAUGUGCAAGACUUGUCAUGACAAACUGUAUACAUCAGUAAGGAGUUUGGCCGUGGUCAUGGUCAUGGACCAAUAUCACUCAGAACAUUUUCAACUCUAAAGUCAGUCCAUCCAUUAUUAGAUUUCUUCUGCCAAAACAAUGGAUGACGAGCUAAUGCUUUCACAAUGAGAGUUUACUAUAAGAAAACACUUGUGUAUCAUAUUUUCAAUUGAGUUUUAUAAUAUUCUGC